Bactrocera latifrons is the source of this 1036-nucleotide messenger RNA. RefSeq lists its product as uncharacterized. Bases 458 to 931 code for a protein of 157 amino acids. The record is from RefSeq and is a predicted model, not a curated record. NCBI's taxonomy places the organism in Eukaryota, Metazoa, Arthropoda, Insecta, Diptera, Tephritidae. The transcript is spliced from 3 exons.
AAAAGACAGCGGCUCCGCUGGCUAGGUCAUGUCGUCCGAAUGGACGAAAACACUCCAGCACUGAAAGUAUUCAGCGUCCAAUACUCCCGCCGGGGGAAGCAGAGGAAGAGGAAGACCUCCACUGCGUUGGAAGGACCAGGUGGAGAAGGACCUGGGCCCUAUUGCACCAUUCACUUAGCACUUUUCACUUUGCAAAUUUUUGAAAAGAGUUUUUUUUUUUGAAAAGUAAAGUUGAUGAGUGUUGCACUUUAAACUUAUCAAUAAGCUUUUCAACUUGUCGAAACUGACGAGCACUUUGGAUAAGUUGAUUUGAUAAGCGUUGCACCAACAAUUUCUUUUGCUUUGCAAAUAGAAAAAACUUUUCUAAUAAUGUGCUAAGCGCUCUCAAUGAGAAGUGGAGCAAAGCAAUGUACGUUUCGAUAAUAUUGCUCAGUUUCUCUUUAUUAUUUAGAGUGCUAUGUCGCGUGCACAAAACAAAGCCAAUAAAUUGGCCGUUUUACAAGUUAUAAAGGGGAAAAAAGAUUCUUUAUUUGGAUCUUUUCAAAAUAAUGCAACUUGCAAAACGCAAAAGCAAGAUGGUUGGACUGAAGUUCUAAAGACGGCACAAUCCCUCGGACUAGCUGCUGCUAAUCUAGAUCUUAUGCAAGAGAUAAUUUAUUUGGCCUUUGGAAGAACCGAACUUUGGCGUAAAAGGACAAUGCCAAGAGGACAGGCACUGCGGGUGGUAAAAACGUAUUGCUGGAUGAAGUCGACAACUACAUACUUGACAUUUUGGGCAAUGAGUCGACAGUUGUUCAGGAUCUCGGCCAGUCCGAAAGUGAUGGAGUGUCCUCCAAUUUGGACAAUACAUUGGAACAAAUCCAACCAGAAAGGACGAGACCAACCAACAGGAAAAGAACAUAUAAUUUACAAGAUAGACAUGAGGAGUUGAAGCUUGAACUCUUAGAAACCGAAAUUUACAAAAUAAGCUAAAAAUUUUGUCAUUAGAACAAAAAUUAGGUUUGAAACGAUCAAAAUUCACAGCGGAUUUGGAGAA